Molecule: messenger RNA, 2487 nt
Organism: Vairimorpha ceranae
Lineage: Eukaryota; Fungi; Microsporidia; Nosematidae
Product: nucleosome binding factor spn subunit spt16
Exons: 1
Coding region: 1-2487 (828 amino acids)
Biological process (GO): positive regulation of transcription elongation by RNA polymerase II; transcription elongation by RNA polymerase II
Cellular component (GO): FACT complex
Molecular function (GO): nucleosome binding
Source: RefSeq, a predicted model, not a curated record
AUGACAGAAAUAAAAAUUGAUUCUUUAAAAUUUUCGAGAAGAGUCCAAAAAAUUAGAAAAUUGUUACCGCAUCCUUUACUUAUAAUAUUAGGAAGUCGUUUAGAUCUAGAACAAGCCAAUUUAAACUCUGCUUUAAGUACUUAUCUCAUUGGAUAUGAAUUUCCUAACACUCUUAUUUUGAUUGAUUCUGUUUGUAAAAUUUACAGUCAUAAAAAAAGACUUGAUUUAUUAAGGAAUCUAGAAAAUGUAAAGACAAUUGUUAUUGAAAAAGAUUUAAGUAAUUUACAAUUUGUUAUAGAAAGUUUAUCAACCGUACAAAAUCUUUGUGUUGUAGAUCAAAAUAAAACAGAAGGUAUUUUAAGUAAAACAAUCUAUAAUAAUUUAAUGUGUGCUGAUGUAUCAAGAGAAAUACAAAGAAUGUUUUUAUACAAAGAUGAAGAUGAGUUAAUAAAUUGUAAAAAGGCGGGAAUUGUUAUUGAACACGUCAUUAAGCACUGUACGGAGUUAAUAAAAGAUAAUGCAUUAGAAGAAGAUAAAUUAGAAGAAAUAUUUGAUAUGCCUAUUGAUGGAAUAGAUAAUGAAAAUAUAGAACAUAGCUUUCAGCCAGAAAUUUCUAAUUAUAGUUUUAGAAUUGGAAUUAGAUAUAACGGAUACUGUGCAGAAGGUGGUAGAACGGUUUAUAGUGAUCUUAAUGUUUUUUAUAAUGCUCAGAAAUUUAUAUUAGGACUUAUUCGACCUGGUGAUAAUUCAAAAAUUGUGCACGAAAAAGUAUCGGAAUAUUUGAAAAAAAAUGAUUUUGUGAUCGAUGAUAAUUUUUUGUAUACGACAGGACUUCUUAAUGAGGAAGUUAACUUUAAAAAUGAAUUUAGGAUUUUAAAUGGAUUAGUUUUUGUUCUUAAACUUACUAAUGGUUCAUCAAUAUUAAGUAAUACGUUUUAUCUUGACGAAGUUCCUAUUUUUUUAACUCCGAAUGACAAAUUCGAAGAUUUUCUUGAUAAUAGACCUAGAUUUAGAGAUAAAUCUAGAGAAUUUGAAUUGGAUUUGAGGCGUAAAGAGCAUCAAAAAGAAUUACUUGAAAAUCUUAUCGAUGAGAGAUUAAAUUAUCAUAAAAAUAAAAAUAAUGUAUCUGAAACAGAUGAAAUAAUAAAAACAACAAGACCUUAUGAAAAAGAAUCUUUAAUUCCUAGAAAAGGUAAAAUUUUUGUAGAUUCUAAAAAUUAUGCUUUAUGUAUACCUGUAAGUAGUUUUAUAUUACCUAUACAUAUUUGUAAUAUUAAGAACGUGGUGCUUGUUGAUGAAACGAUGUUAAAAUUCAAUUUUGAAUUUUUAAAUAAUAAAAAUACUAAAUUUUUAUCGAGCAUUAAAAGUAUUAAUAUUGUAGAUAAAGGAGGUAGACAAAUUUAUGAUGAAAUACAAGAAUUAAAAGCUAGAUAUUCUGUAUCUUCAGAUAAAGACAUUGUGGCACAAGAUAAACUUAUUGAGAAAAGUAAUAAAAUCGGUUUAGUAGACAUUUUUAUGAGAACGGAUAUUAAGACUGCUGUUAAAAAGAGGAAAACAUCAACACUUGAGUUACAUGAAAAUGGAUUUAGAUUUGUUGAAGACAAAUUAGAUAUUUUAUUUGGAAAUAUUAAAUAUAUCUUUUUUAUAAAAGGAGAUGUGCAGAAUAAAACUAUUUUACACUUCCACUUGCAAAAUCCAAUAAUAGUUAAUUUAAAGAAAACAAAGAAUGUACAAAUUUAUCAAGAGGCAAGUUCUAAUCUCACAGUCAACACUCAUAAAAGAGGUGAUGAACAUAUGGAAUAUAUUAUUGAAAAAGAAGAACUUGAUAAACAGAAAAGACUAAAUUACAUGUUUGAGACUUUUGUAUCUAAAAUUGAAAGUGAAACUUCUUUAAAGGUUCAAAGACCAAGAGAAGGUUUUACUGGUGUUCCAUUUAAAGAAUCUGUUUUUAUCCAAAAAACUCAUGAAUGUCUUGUUGCGCUACACGAGCAACCAUUUUUUGUUUUAUCACUUGAUGACAUUGAAGUUGUUAAUUUUGAAAGGGUAGUCUACAAUGUUAAAACAUAUGAUGUGGUUUUUAUACUUAAAGAUUAUUCUAUAUCUAAAAUAUUAUCUAUUGAAUCUUCUUAUAUGUCUAAGUUUAAAGACUAUCUUGAUUCUAAUAAUAUUGUUUACAUGGAAACUAUUUUUAAUAUUCAGUGGAAAAAUGUUCUUAAAAAGAUUCAAGAAGAUCCGAUAGCUUUUUAUGCAAGUGGUGGCUGGACGGAACUUUUGGUAGAAGAUAAUGAAAGUGAAGAAGCAGUUAGUGAGGAAGAAGAAGAGGAACCAGAAAGUUCUAGUGACCACGAAUCAGAAGAAGAUUCUGGUUUUUCUACAGUAAGUAGCAGUUUUACUGAAGAAGAAGAUAGUAGUUAUAGUGAAGAAGAAGAAGAAAGUGAUGAAGAUACUGAAAGUAGUAAUGAUAGAAGGAAAAAAAGAAGAAGGUAA